This is a messenger RNA of Cladophialophora immunda, 567 nucleotides long. RefSeq lists its product as uncharacterized. NCBI's taxonomy places the organism in Eukaryota, Fungi, Ascomycota, Eurotiomycetes, Chaetothyriales, Herpotrichiellaceae. Bases 1 to 567 code for a protein of 188 amino acids. The record is from RefSeq and is a predicted model, not a curated record. The transcript has 2 exons.
AUGGCUGCCCGCUAUCGCCAGACCGACGGUCGAUCGGCCUCUCGAUCCCCUUCACCACCCGACUCGGUCGAAAGCGCGUUGUCAUCUACAAGCACUCUCAUCUCACCAGUUCCAGAUUCCUCUUCACCACCACCUUCACCUUCCUCGCUAACAGUUGCAACUCCGCCAUCCAUGUACAGCGGCUUGGGCACUCGCCCCCGCCGUUUAACACCGCCGUCACGACUUCUCGGUGCCAUAGAUGAAGACAGCCCUACCAUACAGCCUGACCUGCCGUUCUGGAGUGACAGUGAAAAGAACCCCGUCACCAAACUUCAUGUCUACGCUGCCGUGGUCAAUUCCAGACAGAAGCCCACUCUCGCACCAAUUUCGAGUCCCCCAGCCAACGAAUUCGAUCGUGUGAUGGGACCGCGUGGUGAGAGAUUUGCCGAUCUACGAAUGAACCGAAAAUUGGAGGGAGCCAAGGGCUGGAAGAGAUUCAUGUGCUUUGGGCGUGACUUGCAAAUCCGUCCGGCUGCCCAACGAUUGGCAAGCCGAGCUUCCGCCCCUGCAGAUGCAGAUUUAACUUGA